GAAGAAGAAGGAAUCCGGAAAAUGUAAGAUGGCGGAAUUUGAAAACAGCAACGAUGUGACACAGCCACUAAAUUCAGACGCAGAACCUCCAAAAUUAUCUGACUUGCUGGAUCGUGGAUGGAAGAUUUAUGAGGAGGUAGACCGUACAAACGAACCGCUUGGCUCUAGCAGUAUCCAGGUCCGAGUUAAACGCGGUUUGAGUAUGUUGGAGGAAGCGUCUACAAUGGUGGCUAAGCUCGACCUGUUCAGCCGCAAUGAAGAGCUGGAGGAGAUCGCCACGGCAGACCUCAAGUACCUGCUGCUGCCAGCUCUGUUAGGAGCCCUGACCAUGAAGCAGACCAGCCGAGACAAACGACUAGAGAUAGUCCAAACAGCCCGGGCUUACUUCAUGGAUUUUUUGAGGAGAUGUAAGGAAUAUAACAUAACGUCAUCACAGUUUGAACUGCCAAAGUCGACGAAUGUAAACACAAGCCUAGACGAAGAAUCAGAAAAUGGUAACUCUCAUGUUAUAGCGAAGCCCGUCCCCUGCUCGUCAGAUCUGGUUACCAUGGCAGCACAGAGACAAGCGAAGAUUGAGCGGUACCGUCAGAAGAAGGACCUGGAAGCCAGACUGUCAGAUGUACGGGGAGCCGUGGACAGCGGAGAGGCCGACGAUGAAGUCUGCAGAGACUUUUACCUUCUGAAUUUCCGGAGGUGGGUCACUCUGAGUCUGGAGGAAAUAGAGAGCAUCGACCAGGAGGUGGAGAUACUCAAGCAGAUGGGUGAUCUGAAGCAGGGGGCUGCCAAGCAUUCAGCUCAGCCAGUCAGGCCUCCCAUGAAACCCUUCAUCCUCACCAAGGACGCUGUACAGGCUCAGGUGUUCGGGGCUGGUUACCCCAGCCUUGCCACCAUGACAGUAGAUGACUGGUAUGAACAGCAGAGGAAACACGGAGUCCUGCCUGGCCAGGGGAUACCCAGGAAGGUCGCUGUGGAGGAGGACACUGACGCAAAGGAGAGGGAAGAGGAAGAAAAAGAGAAAAAGGCUGAAAAUGAUGAUGAGGAGUCUUUGCUGAAAGCCAGAAACUGGGAUGACUGGAAAGACACUCAUCGCAAAGGUUAUGGAAACCGCCAUAACAUGGGCUAACUGAUCCCAGCACAGUGUGUGCCCAAACGGACCCGGCUCGACUUCAUUACUAUUCUAAUCAGUCCAGGAAGUGGACGCUCUUCACAAUUCUGAUCCUUAAACCUGGUACAUGCAGGUAUAGCUACAGGUAGACACCAGAGCGGAUUUACUCAUGUUCCAUAUUCUGUUUUCACUCAUUUACAAAGUUGGUUCAGCAAUCCUCUGUGGUGGUGUGUUUUUAGAGUUUGGGGUGAAGGAAGCGCAGCUGCCAAGAUGCCAAGGUUUCUGUAUUGUAGUGUGUAUUCCCUAACACUGUCAAUACAAAAUAAAGAGACUGGUCAAAGCAUGUAA
Messenger RNA from Micropterus salmoides (largemouth bass), 1453 nucleotides. RefSeq names its product immunoglobulin (CD79A) binding protein 1 (gene igbp1). The transcript is spliced from 3 exons. Gene Ontology annotation, cellular component: cytosol. Gene Ontology annotation, biological process: regulation of signal transduction; regulation of dephosphorylation. The coding region runs from base 29 to 1123 and encodes 364 amino acids. Gene Ontology annotation, molecular function: protein phosphatase 2A binding. Lineage: Eukaryota; Metazoa; Chordata; Actinopteri; Centrarchiformes; Centrarchidae. The record is from RefSeq and is a predicted model, not a curated record.